CAUCCGGCUCCCGCCCAUCCGGGCCAGCGCGGCGGGGCCGGGACGGGCACCAUGGCCGCGCCGGGGGCGGCGGGCGGCGGCAGGAGCGGUGCCCCCGCCGCGGAAUGGGGCGGCUUCGAGGACAACAUGCAGGGUGGCGGCUCUGCCGUCAUCGACAUGGAGAAUAUGGACGACACGUCGGGCUCCAGCUUCGAGGACAUGGGGGAGAUGCACCAGCGCAUGAAGGAGGAGGAGGAGGAGGAGGAGGCGGAGGGCGAGGCGGGCGCCGGCGAGGAAGAGGACGGGGAGUUCCUGGGCAUGAAGGGGCUGCGGGGGCAGCUGGGCCGGCAGGUCGCUGACCAGAUGUGGCAGGUGGGGAAGAGACAAGCCUCCAGGGCCUUCAGCCUCUACGCCAACAUCGACAUCCUCCGGCCCUACUUCGAUGUGGAGCCCGUCCAAGUGCGAGCCAGACUGCUGGAGUCCAUGAUUCCUGUGAAGAUGAUUAAUUUCCCACAGAAGAUUGCAGGCGAGCUGUACGGACCCCUCAUGCUGGUUUUCACACUGGUGGCCAUUCUUUUGCAUGGAAUGAAGACCUCGGACACCAUCAUUAGGGAAGGCACGCUGAUGGGCACAGCUAUUGGCACCUGCUUCGGUUACUGGCUGGGCGUCUCAUCCUUCAUGUAUUUCCUGGCAUAUCUGUGCAAUGCCCAAAUCACCAUGGUGCAGAUGCUGUCACUGCUGGGCUAUGGUCUUUUUGGACACUGCAUCACUCUCUUUGUCACCUAUAACAUCCACUUCCACUCCCUCUUCUACAUCUUCUGGUUGGUUGUUGGUGGACUCUCUACACUACGAAUGGUUGCCGUGUUGGUGUCACGCACCGUGGGACAUACCCAGCGGCUCAUCCUGUGUGGGACUCUUGCUGCUCUGCAUAUGCUUUUCCUCCUCUAUCUGCACUUUGCUUAUCACAAGGUGGUAGAAGGUAUCCUGGACACAUUGGAAGGACCCAACGUGCCGCCCUUUCAGAGAGUUGCCCGAGACAUUCCAGUUGUUUCCAAUACUGUACUGAACACAACAGCCAAAGCCAUUGCAUUGACCCUCUAGUUUUACAGACUUGGACUUGCUUCCUUCACUACUUUUGGGGCUGCAUAGGGCCACAGUAACCUGCUGCCUGUUAGGAGCAGGACAGAACAGCAAGAAGACAACUUGGUUUUGUUUUCCUGGACCUGUCCUCUGCGUUACGGUUUUGGGCAGCUGAGUGGACUCAGCAGAGGUGAGUCACACCUCAGUGACUCUGGAGAGCUGUACUCUUCCCCCAUCCAGGUGUGGGCUAUCUUGAGUAGAGUGGUUCUGUUGCCUGCAUGUUUAGCUGGGAUUUCCCAGCACAGUUUGUUCCUUAGCCCUCUUUCCGCUUGCUGAUGUAACUCCAGGAGUAUCUGCCCUGUUCCUGUCCUGAAGAGGGAAGAAUUAAAUUGAUGUUGGUGCUGAGUGAUGUCUUAUGCUUGAGCCUGCUUGUCUAAUUGGGAGCAUGGUGUUUGGGUCUCUGUGCCUUCAUCUGUCCUGUCCUGGACUCAAAGCAGGAUUCUUUGCAGUUUUCUGCUGUCCUUCUUCAAAUGUUCUGUGAUACAUGUUCUGUUUUGGGCACCUUUUUCAAAGGUGUAGUAGUUCAAAAGGCACAGGAACUUCACUUUCUCUGGUGGUUUUCAGGAACAGCACAGUGUUUAACCACAUGCUCUUUCUUGUCAUGUUCCCUACUGCUCCCUCUCUCAUCACUUGGUCCAAGCUGCUAUCUCACCUCAGCAUUCCUUCUGCUCUGGAUGUCAGGAAUAUGUAUCUGUCCCCAUGCCUUUGUUCCUGCCACCCUUCUGCCAUGUUGCUCUGUGGGGCAUGCAGGGCAGCAUGUUUGUGCAUGGUUUUCAGUGGAUAUUUCUACGAGGAGGCCAGUUCAGCCCACCCUUGUGCUGCUGGCCCUCAUGUCUCCCAGCCAUGGGACUGUCACCUCUGGGCAGGAGUGGCAUUCUGUUCCCCAGACACCCAUUCUGCUGUGCACUGCCUGGCUUUUCAAGCUGAGUCUAGGCCUUUGUUUGAAAGGACUCUUGGGGCCUUGAGAGUCUCUGGCAAGCUUUUCUCUGGUGUUUCCAUUUAACAAAGGAGAAGUAGCAGAGUGUGUAAUGGAAAUAGAGUGGCCAUAUUAAUCUCCAGUGUGUUGAUGCAGGAAAUCUCCAGUAAGGAUGGGUAAGCAGAGCAGCCCAGUCUAGGCUUACCUGCACUGCAGUAACUCACAACUGAGUAGUUCAGCCUUCCCUCACUGCUCAAACUUCUACUGGUCUGCUUUCAUCUUUUCUCUCCCUGUGGUUCUGGAUGUCUGGGGGAGAGGAGCCACCCCUCAGAGAAGGUCAUCUUUAAACUCAGGCAGAAAAAACCCAGGAUAUGGCCCUUUCCUGGUGUGCCCACAAGUGCACAAGGCAGUAUGUUAGAACUGCACUGUUUGGUCCCUUGUUGAUAUUAAUGGGAGAGGAUGCAGCUGUAGUGGCAUUCAGACUAGUGCCAAGGUGCAGUGAAAGAGAGGAAGACAGUGCCAGCUACUGUAAUCAGGUUUUUCAUCUGCUUCAGUUGAAAAAAAUGUCACUGGACAGGACUUGGUUAUUUUCAGUCACAGACUUACUUUCCACUAUUUGCUUAUUCCCACAUUCAUAAUUUGUUCCCCUUUCAAGAGCAAAAAACUUCUCAGCUGACAGUGACACCUGUAACAGACAGGUUCCCUCACUCUCUUCUCCCCUGUUGACCCCCUUCUUUGGGAAACAUUUUUGCUGAAGAACAGCAUUAAGAACAAGCUACCUGGGGUAAUUGUUACUUAUUUUGGCUAGUGGUCUCCAUGGGGUUUUUUAGACCAAUUGAACCACUUUAAGCUCCUAGAAUUUCUAUUACUUCAAAACUUAACAAAAUGGAAAUGAUAGUUUGUAAUGCUGCUUCUGGUAUUUCUCUCUUUGUAUCUCCAUGGGAGGUUUGUUUCUAAUUCCAAAUUCUUGCCCUGGCAGCCUAGAAUGGAUCCAUUUCUGUCGGUGCAAACUCUGGAAGUACUGGCAGGGGGGAAGGAAAGGAGAAAGAGACAAUUGUCACUGGAGUAAGUUCAGCUGAGGAAAAACAAACCAUUCUGCACCAAACUUGUACCAUUGCUGAUUUAUGACACAAUUGGAGAACAGCUGUGCUCCCUCCUGCACUGAGCCACUCAGCUGAACCAGAGGGGUGAAGCUGUGCCCUGCAUUUUCACUCAAAGCACAGAGAGCAGUGAGUAAACUCCUCAUGCUUCCCCUGAGCAGCUUGUGUGUUGUGUCAGCUGGGGACAUGAUCAGGGUGACAACCAGCCACCCUCUUGGAACCUGUGGGGCUUGCUCUGCUCCAGUUCUUCAGCCCUGAUUAAUUCUUUGUGCAGCAGCAGCUGGAAGCUGAGCUGUUCUUUACUGCCAGAAAUUCAGUGCUCGGCUGAGAGCUUCAGCAUUGCCUUUCACCGACAGAGAAGGACAUGUUUUUUCAGAGAAAUGCAUGCAUGCUGCAGUUCCAGGGAGCAUGCUGAGCAGGCAGGCCUAAUGAAGUCCUUGUGGGAGGGCAUCUCAGUGCUUACUCAAGUCCUCUAGUUAGCAGAACAAGCCUUACCACCCUAUCGUGCAAUACUGUCUCUGUUUCCUGGUACAGCUCUUGCAGCAAAUCUCAAAUAAUUUUUGCCCUUCUCCCUUGCAGCAAAUCUGAAAUAACCCACUCAUCAUUUCCCACUUUUGAGGUAAAGGUAGCUCUGUGUAAGCCCCUCUUUAUUAAAUAUGGAACAAACAUAUAAAGCUGUCAGAUUAGAAAGAGAAAGCUGUAUAUUAAAGCUGAAAAUUAAUAUUAAAGCAUCUAUGACCUCCUCCUAUGCAAUA
This is a messenger RNA of Zonotrichia albicollis (white-throated sparrow), 3890 nucleotides long. RefSeq names its product Yip1 domain family member 3 (gene YIPF3). The record is from RefSeq and is a predicted model, not a curated record. Lineage: Eukaryota; Metazoa; Chordata; Aves; Passeriformes; Passerellidae. Gene Ontology annotation, cellular component: Golgi apparatus.